CUGCACACAUUUUACAGCGCACUGGAGUUGGCUACAAACAAGGGCACGGCACUGGAUUAGCGAGUGGAAAGCAAACACUGUUGACUGCAUGAUAUUUGUAUUGUUAAUAUUAUAAGAUUACUUAAGCUUUGGUGGAACACUCACGCUAUCACCUAAUCAAGAGGUAGUCAAAAUGGAGAGCAUUCAGAGAUCGUUGGUGCUUCUUGUUAUUUUCACCGGAUUCUGCUCGUGUUACCACUUGAAGGAAAUCUUGCUAAAGAAAGAGAGCCAAACGUCUCCAGACUUCUGCAGGGAUUUAGAUUGCCCAAAGUUUACUGAGACCUUCACAUCGAAGGAGUACUCCAUUCGUCAGUAUGAGCCAUCUGCAUGGGCCAGUAUAAGAAUCACAGGGAUUGAUAAUGACGCCGCUGGAGAGGAAGCAUUCUUUAAGUUGUUCUCUUACAUCCAGGGAGCGAAUGAAAACGGAACCAAAAUACCUAUGACUGACCCAGUCACAUGCAGCAUCCUUCCAGGUGCAGGACCAGUCUGUGCCAGUGACUUCACUUUCUCCUUCAUGAUCCCUUUCAAGUUCCAGAAGGACACACCCAAACCGACAAACCCUGAUAUAAAACUAACAAAGCUAGAGGCUCACACAGUGUAUGUCAGAGAAUACAGUGGUUUUUCCAACCAAACUAUCUUUCCGAAGGAGGCAGCGGCCCUGGCAGCUGCGUUGAAUAGCAGCCAGACGUACAACGAAACGAUGUACUAUACCGCUGGGUACGACAGUCCAUUCGUCUACAGGAACAGACACAAUGAAAUCUGGUUCUUUGCAACAAAUUCUGAGGAGUGAACUCCCAUCAGAUUGGGAUUAGGAGGACCAGGGCUCAAAUUUACACUGGACCACAGUCCCCAGGCCAAUGGUUUUAGUGUCGAGCCAGUAAUCUUUUGACCAGGGCCCAAUUUCAUAGAGCUGCUAAGCACAACAAUUUACUAAGCAUGAAACUUCUUCCUUGGUAAAAACA
Messenger RNA from Asterias rubens (European starfish), 1001 nucleotides. RefSeq names its product heme-binding protein 2-like. The transcript is spliced from 5 exons. Lineage: Eukaryota; Metazoa; Echinodermata; Asteroidea; Forcipulatida; Asteriidae. The record is from RefSeq and is a predicted model, not a curated record. Bases 173 to 829 code for a protein of 218 amino acids. Gene Ontology annotation, cellular component: cytoplasm.